Molecule: messenger RNA, 923 nt
Organism: Pelecanus crispus (Dalmatian pelican)
Lineage: Eukaryota; Metazoa; Chordata; Aves; Pelecaniformes; Pelecanidae
Source: RefSeq, a predicted model, not a curated record
CGUGAAGGUCUGGGACCUCCCACAGCAAGCGGUGCUGCACUCCUACAGAGCUCACUCCGGUUCAGUGACAUGUGUGGCUUCCUGUCCUGGUAAGGACACUGUGUUCCUGUCCUGUGCUGAGGACGGCAGAACUUUACUGUGGGACACCAGAUGUCCCAAACCAGCUACUCGAAUUGUUUGCAGUGCCUGUAAUCACCUCCCUACCUCAGUCAUGUGGCAUCCACAGAAAAGUGACAUCUUUGUUUUGGGUGAUGAAAAUGGAACGGUUGCACUAGUAGACACAAAGAAUCCUGAUUCUGCCCUCAGCUCCACCGUGCAUGCCCGAAGUAUCACGGGGUUUGCGUUUUCCACACAUAGUUCACCCUUACUGGCUUCAAUCAGUGAAGACUGUUCAGUAGCUGUUCUUGACUCAGACCUCUCAGAGGUGUUCAGAAACCGUUCUCAUCGAGACUUUGUAAAAGGCUUAUCCUGGUCUCCUUCAGACAAUGCCUUGCUCACUACAGUUGGAUGGGAUCAUCAGGUUUUACAUCACACUGUCCCCAUACCAACUGGUGAAACUUCUGGAGUCAACUGUGUAAAAGAAUAGUUUUAUAAACUCAUGGUCCAAAUUCCUACCUGGCAUUACUUUGAUUCUGCUGAAGUCAAAGGUGUGUGUGAACUGGAGUGGGUAUGGUCUGUUGUCUGCCUUGAAGCUUGUGAUUAAGAAGGUUCCUGUAGUCAUUUUUAAUUAGGCGUAAGUUAGUUACAAACCAAGCUUUAGCCUCUCCUCAGGAGUUGGCUUCACCUGUGAUAAGACUUCAGUAUUUUACCCAGAAAAAAAUUGACUUCAGGCACAGAGGAGACUUGGAGAGACAGGGAAUUAAGUAUAAUUUAAAAAAAAAAAAAAAUCAAAAAGACUUAAUUCCUCCCUCAGUUUUCCAAAC